Molecule: messenger RNA, 2116 nt
Organism: Arachis duranensis
Lineage: Eukaryota; Viridiplantae; Streptophyta; Magnoliopsida; Fabales; Fabaceae
Product: protein NRT1/ PTR FAMILY 4.6
Exons: 5
Coding region: 212-1945 (577 amino acids)
Biological process (GO): transmembrane transport
Cellular component (GO): membrane
Molecular function (GO): transmembrane transporter activity
Source: RefSeq, a predicted model, not a curated record
AAUGAUAAGAGGCAAUGAAAAUAAGGCCAUAGGAGUUACUUUUUUCUGAACUCAAAGUUACUCUCUUUACCAUCAUUUUCUGAAAUAGAGCUUUUCUCAGAAGCUUCCCUUUUUGGGUUAUAAUUAUAUGUUCACAGAAAACCAUUUCCUUUGAACAUCUAUCACAUACAUUCUUGUCUAAACUCUAAAACUCUCCAUUCACAUCUCAAGAAUGGCAGACCAAGAGGAAAAAGAAGAACAGAAGCUCCUAGCAGAAUGGAAGAGAAAAAAAGGUGGAUUCAGGGCUUCCAUGUUCAUCUUUGUGUUGUCAGCAUUGGACAACAUGGGAUUUGUGGCAAACAUGGUGAGCCUAGUGCUUUACUUCUAUGGGGUGAUGCACUUUGAUCUGUCAAGUUCAGCCAACACUCUCACAAACUUCAUGGGUUCAACUUUCUUGCUUUCCCUUGUUGGAGGCUUCAUCUCAGACACAUACUUAAACAGAUUCAGCACAUGCUUGCUUUUUGGAUCCCUUGAAGUCAUGGCAUUGGCAAUGCUGAGUGUUCAAGCUGGUUCAAGGCAUUUACACCCAGAAGCAUGUGGGAAAUCAAGCUGUGUGAAAGGUGGUAUAGCAGUGAUGUUGUACACAUCACUGUGCUUAUUGGCAUUGGGAGUGGGAGGGGUUAGAGGCUCCAUGACUGCAUUUGGUGCUGACCAAUUUGAUGACAAGGAUCCAAGUGAAGCAAAAGCUCUUGCAAGCUUCUUCAACUGGCUUCUAAUGAGUUCAACUCUUGGAGCAAUCACUGGUGUAACUGCUGUUGUUUGGGUCAGCACUCAGAAAGCAUGGCACUGGGGAUUCUUCAUCAUAACCAUAGCUUCCUCCAUUGGAUUCAUCACUCUUGCUAUUGGAAAACCAUUCUAUAGAAUCAAAACUCCUGGAGAUAGCCCCAUUUUGAGGAUUCUUCAGGUUCUUGUUGUGGCUUUUAAGAACCGAAAGCUGUCACUGCCAGAAUCACACCAAGAAUUGUAUGAGAUCAGUGACAAAGAUGCUGCUGUAGAGAAGAUUGCACACACCAACCAGAUUAGGUUCCUAGAUAAAGCAGCGAUUGUUUCAGAAAAGUCAAAGGCAGAUAGAUGGAAAGUGUGCACAGUAACACAAGUAGAAGAAGUGAAGAUCCUAAUAAGAAUGCUACCAAUAGUUGGAAGCACCAUCAUAAUGAACACAUGCUUGGCACAGCUUCAAACAUUCUCAGUUCAGCAAGGGAAUGUAAUGAACCUCAAACUGGGUUCUCUAACAGUUCCAGCACCUUCCAUUCCCGUUAUACCCCUUGUCUUCAUAACCAUCUUGGUCCCCAUAUACGAACUAUUCUUCGUCCCAUUCGCACGCAAGAUCACAAACCACCCCUCAGGAAUCACACAACUACAGAGAGUUGGAGUAGGCCUUGUUCUCUCUGCAAUCUCAAUGGCAGUGGCUGCAAUUGUUGAGGUGAAAAGAAGGGAGAGAGGGAGAAAAGACCCUUCUAACCCCAUAAGCCUGUUCUGGCUUUCAUUCCAGUACGCUAUAUUUGGUGUUGCGGACAUGUUCACGCUUGUGGGACUGUUGGAAUUCUUCUACAGAGAAGCUCCUUCGGGGAUGAAAUCGUUGUCAACAUCGUUGACGUGGCUAUCCAUGUCUCUUGGAUACUUUCUGAGCACGGUGUUUGUGAAUGUCAUAAAUGGUGUUACGAAAAGAGUGAGUCCAAGUAAAGAAGGGUGGUUGCAUGGUUUUGACUUGAAUCACAAUAAUCUCAACUUGUUUUAUUGGUUCUUGGCCAUUCUUAGCUGCAUUAACUUCUUCAACUACCUCUUCUGGGCCUCAAGGUACAAGUACAAAUCUGAUCAACUACACCCUCCUCCUCCUCCUGCUGCAGCCACAAAUCACAAGAAGCCUUUAGAUCAAGUUCCUCUCAGAAAAAUGGAGAUUAAUUAGGAUGCAUGCUUAAUUAAUUAAUUAUAUAUAUUAUGAUGUGCAUGAUAGAGGUUGUUGCUAUUAGUGGUUGAACAUGUGUGCUUUGUAUGAUUGAUUUGAUGUUGUUGGAUCCGGCACUAUCUGUGUGUCUUGGAGUGUCCAGAUUCUUAAUAUUGAAGCUUGUUCAGAUGA